GGGGCCUUUUACUUUCAUACGCUGGGAUGCAACCUAGUUUUACUUACGGGUCCAUCUUAUAUAAAAGCUCGAAAUUUUUGAAAUGUUGACAUUUUAUAACAGAGAAUUAUCAUAACUAACGUACUAUAACAAAGUUAACUGCAAUGAACCACUUUGCUAUUGCUCUUCUCUUGUGCUCAGUUGUAGCAGCAAAUGCUGGAGGUUUAGGAGCGUACGGUGGUCAAGGAUCAGUAGGCUAUGGAUAUGGUUCAGGAAGUAAAGGAUACGGUGGAUAUGGCAGUCAUGGUCUUGGUGGAUAUGGUGGUUACGGACUCGGAGGAUACGGUGGUGGCCAUGGACUUGGAGGAUAUGGUGGAUACGGAAAAGGCUUAGGAGGAGGUUAUGGAGGAUAUGGUGGAUAUGGAAAAGGCUUAGGAGGAGGUUAUGGAGGAUACGGAUUAGGGGGUUACAAAGGAGAUUCUGGACUUGGCGGCUAUGGUGGUUAUGGUAAAGGAUUAGGUGGUUACGGGGGUUAUACUUCAGGACAUGGUUACAACUACGGAUACUCCUCCUAUGGGAAAGGACUUGGAGGAUAUGGAGGUUAUGGAAAAGGAGUGGGUGGAUAUGGUUCAGGCUAUGGACUUGGCGGUUAUGGAAAAGGUUUGGGUGGUUAUGGAGGAAAAGGUCUUGGUGGAUAUGGAGGUUUAGGACAAGGAGGUUUAGGGCAUGGCGGUUAUGGAAUUGGUGGAUAUGGAGGAAAAGGGUACGGAGGCUUUGAAGGAUAUGGAGGACACGGAUUAAGUGGUUACGGAAGCUAUGGAAAAUUGGUUCACUGAGGAAAUCUGUUUAAAGGUUGUAUCUGAAGUAUUGAAAGACAGUUAAUUAUGGUCAAUUUUCCUAUGAAACAGCCUUUCUUCUGUCGCAGCUGAAGUUAAAGGUGUUGUCGCUGUUCAUAUGUAAUUUCACACAAGUUGCGUUUGUAAAUUUUUUGUGAUCAAACAAAUAAAAUGUUUUAUUUUUA
Parasteatoda tepidariorum (common house spider) is the source of this 1000-nucleotide messenger RNA. RefSeq lists its product as uncharacterized. Lineage: Eukaryota; Metazoa; Arthropoda; Arachnida; Araneae; Theridiidae. The record is from RefSeq and is a predicted model, not a curated record.